Molecule: messenger RNA, 2100 nt
Organism: Microtus oregoni (creeping vole)
Lineage: Eukaryota; Metazoa; Chordata; Mammalia; Rodentia; Cricetidae
Gene: Wdr93
Product: WD repeat domain 93
Exons: 17
Coding region: 1-2100 (699 amino acids)
Biological process (GO): electron transport chain
Molecular function (GO): protein binding
Source: RefSeq, a predicted model, not a curated record
AUGUCAUCCUCGAAAGGAAGUCAGGCUCAGAAAGUCAGGCUGUCUGUGUUUGCCAAGGGACCACUGGAGAUUCCCUCUCCAACAGAGGCAGACUGGCCUAAGGAUGAUGAAAAGGAUUUUGUCUUCAGGGACGUGGAUCAAGAGCUGGACUCCCUGCCUCAGCCUUACCGAAUGAUCAACAAGCUAGUGAACCAGCUGUUUGACCACUCGUGGGAAAUUAUCCAAGAGAGAGAAGCUGUCCGGGAAACUGAGAAAAACCGCGUCCAGCCCACUGUCUACCCUCCAGUCACAGAGAUCCAGCUCAGCAAAAGGCCUGGCGGCAUGGCUGUUUCACAAGACUAUCUGUUUGUUGGAGGAGUCAAAGGAUUCUCCAUCUAUAAUCUGCACAAUUUCAAAAGAAUGUAUGUAUGGGAGAAGUUUAAGGUUGAUGUUGUUUCCAUCUGGGCCACGGAUCUGGGCAACGAAGUACUUAUUGUUCCUGUGGAUGAAAUAGGCAUUGUGAGAUUGUUUUACUUGUAUAAAGACAGUCUUCUUCUCAUCAAAGCCAUCAAUGAAAUGGAUGAUGCCAGCAAGCAAAGCAGCUGUGUAAAGACAGAGCUCUCUCAGACCGGGGACUACGCUGCAUUCCUCUUCCAAGGAGCUGGGGAUAUUUGGCUGGAAGUGUAUAAAUUGCCCAAGGAGACUUGGAUAAAGGAAAUGGAGCACCCACAGUCUGCUCAAAAUCCAAAGAAAAAAACCAAGCAGCUGCAACUGAGCACUCCUGAGCCUGCUGCUAUAGAGUGUGUGGAAACGAACUUGGGACCAAGACAAAGCCCUCAUACAAUCCAGGACUUAAACAUUUCUUUUAAAACUGACAUUAAGUUGAGUCCUCCAUUUUAUGUAAUGAAGAUUAAACCGCCUAAGCCCAUAGCAGGUACCACAUUUAAAAGCCCCUUGGAGAUUUUUUCAAAGAUAGAGGACUACAGUGGGCUGGGCUCCGGGCAGAAUCACUUCAUCAAGGAUGUGCAGUGGGAACAGCACAUGGAGAUCUUCUGUGCCUCCUACAGGAAGUACCUGGAAGGGGAGUGGGAGGAGGAGCCGCUCAGCACGGCCACAUUCCACUUCCUUACUCACUCCAUGAUCCCAGUGCCAAUGGAUGUCAAGAUUUGUCCAGGGGCAGCCCUUGUCCUCAGCAUACACUGGACUGGCAGUCAUAAUUUCUUCCUCUAUUCGCUGAACAAAACUCUGAAGGAUAAAACUGACUGCGAGAACGUGUGGCCCUGUGCUGCGCGCAUUACAGUGUCUCAGAUCAGCAGCUCCUCUUCCUACCUGGCCCUUGCCUGUGAGGACGGUGUGCUCACUCUGUGGAACCUGGCCGAAGGAUUCCUCUUUGGGGUCAUUGCUCUGCCCGAGGGGUGCUUCUGCCAAAGCAUUCACUUCCUAAGAUUCUUCCUGGUGCACGAAGGACGGAACGUGUAUCCAGAAGGCCCCGUAAAGUCGGAAAUGAUGUGUGUGGUGCUCUGCACUGAUUCUUCCCUCCACCUGGUGACAGCCAGCGGGACCAGGGGGCCCACCAGCCAGGUGCUUGUAGAGAGGCCCACAAAGCACCUGGAAGAAGCCAUUUGUACAGUGGCCCCGGUCCCAGCCUUACCUGGCAUGGUGCUCAUCUAUUCCAAGAACCACUCUAUAAGUCUCAUGGACGUGACCAAGGCUGAAGUCAUCUGUGCCUUUGCGGCCCCCAUACACCACCACCAGGCGAUGCCCUGGAAGCCGCUCUUCAUUGUGUCUCCACACCGUCCCUAUUUUCUGCUUCAUGGAGCCCACCUGGAUGGUAACACCACACAUACUGAUGGUGUCAAGGACACCCCAGAUUCUAUUUUCUGUUUCAAUUUUGAGGAGUAUUCCCUCCUGGAAGAUAUCUCCAAAAAUUGUACCAUUUCCCAAAAGGACUUGGAAUGUAACCAGGCCUUCCCCCAGGUGUUGCCCCUGGAGAAAAGAUGUGAGCAGAAUCUCCAGAAGAGCUUCCAAAAGCUGGUGAAGACCCAGAUGAAAGGGAGUGAUCAGUGGGCACGGCUGCGGAGGUACUCCGUUAUUCUCCAGAAAGAAAACUUAAAGAAGUGA